UACCCUUUUACUCUUCCAUAUACGACCAACUGUUCACCUUCUCUCAAAAUCCUUCUACGGUCGCUGAAUUUUUACCGCCGAAAUGCAACUCUUUUCCGGCAACCGGAAAUUUCAGGACGAAGCCGACUCCCCUCGACACGAAGCCCCCUCCCCUAAUUCCGAGGGCUUAAGUCUCUCAAAUGCGUCGCCUCUGAUUCAGUCUCGAGAGAACCCCGAUAUCAUAUCUCACUAGUUGAGAAUCACGCCGCAAAAGCUCCGUCCGAUCCGGUGUGAUCGGAGGUCUCCUGAAAGCUCUCUCAGAGACGAGUGUUUCUCGUUGCCCCAGCCCCAGAUGGGAUCCAUGGAGGAGAAGCUUGGAUUCUUUGUCGGUGACAUGCGUUCUGCUAACUGUUUUGAGUCCCCGAUGAAAGUGGAGGAACCUAACGUGGCGGAGAAUGGUACUGGUUAUGGUGGUGAGUUUAGCGGCCAGUGCUGGGUGGGGUAUGUUCCCGGCCAAGAAAGGUCGGACAUUGGGGUAUUAAAUUCUUAUGCCGCAAACUCUGAGGAAGGUUUAUUAGAGGACGAGUCCAGAACUUAACGUUUGAGGGGUAAUCUCUGAUAUAUAUAGAGUCGGAACCUUACAAAUGCGGAUGUCCCUUGAAGCAUUGAGUUCUUUAUCUGGUAUAUGGGAUUUCUCAAUGCACUUUAUUGAUGCAUGUCUGGUUUUCUUGUUACGGUGACUCAAUCUCUGCUAACACUUGCCCCCCUUUAAGUAAGUUUAAGCAAUGCACCGAGAGGAGCAGCUGAUGUGCAAUGGCAUUGGUUCUCUGCAUCAUGUGGUUGAUAAUAUUUUGUGUUCAUUACCUUGAAUAUUUCAUUGUAGAAUAGCAUAUUGUCUUGCCUUCUGAUAAAGAUUUUGAGUUAUCACUUAUCAGCAAUCCGUGCUUCGUAUAAUUCAAUACCGGCGGCAUAUAAUGUUGCUCAGGUUUGCUUGCAAGAAUACGAUGAUGUGAGAGGAGGAGAAGAAGAAGAAGAAAGAGGAGAUGAAGGGGGAGCAGAUGUGGACAUAGGAUAGGACUCAUGACAUUGUACGAGGUUACACAACUGGUGGAAAAUAUAGAAGAAGAAAUGCAACCUGAGGCACAAUUUAGAAUUGAAGACUUGGAUAAAGAGCUAAAAGCCUCGAAAGAAAGAGAGAUCGAUUUAGAGAAACAACUGGCUGAAGAUCUUUCAAACCAUGCACAGAAGGACAAGUAGAAUGAAGAUGUGGAAAAUAUAGAACACCAACCUGGGGUACAACCUUACAAUCUAAAAUUGAAUGUUUGGAAAAAGAACGAGAAGCCUCAAAAGCCAGAGUGAAUGAUUUUGAGAAACAACGGAGCAUCACGAUGCACUCACGCAGCUGUAUAAGAAAGUAAAUAAGAGUACCAGGGAAGAUGCCUCAACACCACCAGUGCAUCUGCCAGUCAAAGAAGUCCAGAGAUCAAUGGUACAGAUCAUAAAAUCCAAAAGAAAAUCGACUAAUGAUCCAGAUUUCACAUACUUUGGUCGAAAAAGGAAGAAAGAAGAUCCUCCUCAAUCAUAACAAACUGAUGUUGAGGUCAUUGAUUGUGAAGCAUAUCCAGAUGUUACCUCAAAGAAGAUGAAGCAAACAACAAAAAUGGGCGCAAAUUGGCCAACGGUAAGAUUUCUUGGAGCAAAGAACAAGAGGAAUAUGGAACUAAUCCAGAAGGCCAAAAGUCCCAUAGACUUUAUUUGGAAGGGAUCAAAAUUCCAUUACUCUGUGAUGUUACAGGACUUGUUUGAUAUCCUGAAAGGCAAUUCGAUUAUAAACAAUGUCAUUGAUGCUUACGGAGAAAUAUUAAUGGCAAAUGCAUCCUCAUCUGUCGAACCGAUAUUUGACAACAAAGUUCUUAUAUUCAACAGUUUGUGCUGUAGUUAUAUCAAGAACGACGGCAUGUAUGGUAAUCGAAAAAGGUGGAUAGAUGAUGUGCUACAAAAUAUGAAGGUGCCGAGAUAUAUGUUGUUUCCGAUAAACUCUACCGGCGGGUGGGGUACUGUACCGAAUCACUGGACACUGCUUGUUUUAAACGUCGAAAAACAAGCAUGGACACAUUACAAUUCCUUCCUGCCUAGUGACUGUAGCAGAAACACCUAUCUAGAAGAUGCCAAGCUAAUUGUGUGCAGAAAGAUUAUGUCGAGAACAGGCUGAUGGAACAGGAAGUAUAGUCCAAACUAUCCAGAAAUGAAAAACCUCUGCAUGCUGAAUUAGAAUGUCCACAGCAAGCUUCCAGCAAUCUUGACUGUGGAAUCCAUGUAUGCCACAUCAUGGAUAGGAUCUGCAACAACAACCAAAUUAAAAAAAAAAAAAAAAAAACCUUACAUUGGUCGAAGUUAGAAAAUACAAAGCCUUGUUAAUCCAGGAAAUCCGGCAUCCAGCCAUAUGGACCAUGGAUUUCGGGGCUCCACAAUUCUUUAAAGUCUAUAAUUCACAUCUAAUUAUGGAGAAAAAGUCAGGAAAUGAGGUUGGUGUCAACUAUAAACUAUAUAACUCUUUCCUAGAUAUCAUAAUUUGAAGCAUAUUCAUUAAAAA
Messenger RNA from Tripterygium wilfordii, 2572 nucleotides. RefSeq lists its product as uncharacterized. Gene Ontology annotation, molecular function: cysteine-type peptidase activity. The record is from RefSeq and is a predicted model, not a curated record. Gene Ontology annotation, biological process: proteolysis. The transcript is spliced from 6 exons. Bases 1622 to 2191 code for a protein of 189 amino acids. NCBI's taxonomy places the organism in Eukaryota, Viridiplantae, Streptophyta, Magnoliopsida, Celastrales, Celastraceae.